CGUCGCCGCACGAGGCCUGUAGUUCGAACGCCGCACGGGCCUCGUCGUUCUGAACCGUUAGCCACGUUACGCACAAACUUGUUAUAUUUCAGCAUGAAUCCAAAGUGUUUUUAAGCCGCUUUCACGCGGCAGGGCGGCUCUGGUGUUUGGAUAAUGUCUUGAGGAGAUGGAUCAUCGGUCCGGCUGGAUUUGUUUCAAGAGCGGCGAGCGGUGAAUGGCUUUGUUUUCCCGACUGAUUUGCCUCUUAACUCCACGCAAGGAGAAAGGAGAGCUAGCGGGGCUAAGCUAGGCUAGGCUGCUAGCGCGGUAUAUCCACUUCCUUGUUGCACACCGGAGUGUGUUUGGAAGGCGAGAAGAAGUUUCUAAGGGGACCGUUAAAAAAAAAAAUUACAAUGUAACACUGCCUGGUGGAUGGAUUGAACGUGAUACGUGGACUGUGAUGACAGAGGAUAACUUGCUUUUUGAUAAGUGAAGUUGUUUUGGGCCUCUGCGAGCGAUUCAAUGGAAUGCGACUGUGAAACCAGAACGGUUAGCUAGAUAAAGCUAGCUAGGCUAAAGCGAUUAGCAUCGGCUAUCAAACCUGGGAGACAGCGGUCCUGGAGCACAAUGGUUGAGUACCGAUUGGUCUAAAUGACUUUGCAACGCAUCAUCAUUUAAUCGUGGUGGAUUAUUAUUUAGUAUUUUUAUUUUUUCUGCCACCAAGUGUCAUCAUUUCGGGCCCUCCCGGCUCUUUUUUUUUUGUUUUUGUUUUGGCAAUGGAAACGUUAAGCUUUUGAUCCUGCUAGCCGGCCGGGGCUGUUUUUAAUCGAGAGACGUCAGCUAACCCAAUGCUAGCCCAAUGUUUUGUUUAGCAACACGUCGGGGGACAUAGUUUCUGUGGAACACGGUGUGCUGUUGAUUCCGGACUUUCGUGGUUACAGCUGCGGCUCGUUUUGGAAGAUAGAUGCCCAACUCGGAGGCGCUCCGCGAGGGUCGCGGACGGAGCCCCUCCGAACAGCGACAUGCUAACAGGCAGGACAGGCGGAGCAAGCCGGGGAGCGGCGCCGCGCAGCGCGAGAGGCACCGGGACAAGCGGCGCUCGUCGGCCGCCCGGAGGAAGAAGCGCAGGCAGCAGAAGAACAGGGACCUGUGGCCCGUCGGCGCGAGCGAAAAGCCCGACAAAGCCGCCCGCAAGGGCGCCUUUGACCGGGAGCUCGAGCUCCGGACGUUGGUGGAGUACGACGACGUCAGCUCCCAGUCGGAGCGGUUCUCCGGGAGCCCCUCUCCUAGACUGUCCCCCCACGCCGACGGCCUGUCAGCGGACCGCCUGAGCGACGUCGACCUGGGGGAGCCGAACGGACCAGCGUCCCCGGGAAGGGGUCACCCGGCGGGCCGGGAGGCGGCGUGCCUCGGCAAGGAGGGCAUGAAAAGAGGAGCACCCGCGAAGGGCAAGCAAGGCAAGGAGGCGAGCAGGAAGAAGGACCGUCACAGCCGCGAGAGGGACCCCUCGAAGGUCAGGGGUGGAGGUGGCCUGGCCGGCUCCAAAAACCACAGGGAGGCGGCGAAGGCCGGGACAGACAGGAACGGCAAAAGGACUUCCACGUCCCAGGCCUCCCAGUCCGCGGACAAAAAAGAGUCCAAGAAGCACAAAACUAAACCGAGGUCCGACAAAGAGCCUCCAUCCGCGUACCGAGACGCCCCGCAGGCGUACAGGGAUGACCGCGACGAGCUCCGGCCGUACAGGCGGAGUCCCGGGUUUAAAGCAGACAGUCCCUAUGGGACGACGUACCCGUACAGCUACCAGUCUCCUGGCGGCUACAACCAGGCCAUAUCCAGGAGGAGUCCGACGUUCGGAAGCAAAAGACUCUCGCCCAGCUCCGCUUACUACAGCCGGGACGUGGACGCCUACGGCGGGUACGGCGCCGCCAAGUCGCCCAGCGCGUACCCCGGCAACAAGAGGAAGCGCUCCCCGUCCAGCCCGGCGGCCUGGCGCAGGUCACCCAGCUUCGGCAAGCAUAGUCCCUACGAGCAAGGCGAGUUCGCCCCGAGCCCUUACGGGAAUCGCAGGAGGUCCCGGAGCCCUUACCGGAAGUCCAUGAGUCCGAGUCCGGACGUGAGGCGAUCUGCAAGGUCCCGCAGCAGAAGUCCGUACUCGACCUCCAGGCACUCGCGUUCCCACAGCCGGCACCGGCACUCGCGCUCCCGCAGCCGCCCCUCCAGCCUGUCGCCGAGCACGCUCACGUUCAAGAGCAGCCUCGCCGCCGAGCUCAGCAAGCAGAAGAAGGUGAAGGCGGCGGAGGCGGCCGCCAAGGCCAAGAACUCCAGCAACACGUCCACUCCGACCAAAGGCCCGUCGGCCGCCCCGCAGCCGAGCCCCAAGGCCAACCACGCCCCCAGGAAGGCGCGGCCGCCCUCCCCGCCCCCGCCGGAGAAGGGGCCCAGGACCCCGUCGUCUAGCCGGCCGCCGUCCCCCGCCGAGAAGCCGUCCAAGAAGACGGCAGAGCUCCAGGCCGGCAAGGACAGAGACGGGAAGGGGAGAGAUGACUCCAUACACCGGGACAAAAGGAAAGCGGGCGCGUCGGGACCCGGCAAAGACAAGGAGCGAGCCGCCGCCCCCGUCAUUUCCACGCUGCUGGCGCUGCCGAUGCCCCCCACACCCGUUGACCCCUUGGACAAAGGAGAAAGUGUGAAGGACGCCUCAGCAAAGAAGAAGCCAGAGAAGAAGCCCCGACAGCUCCUCAGCGACCUGCCUCUUCCCCCCGAGCUCCCCGGCUGCCCGUCUUCCCCGCGCAGCCCGCCAGAGGACAAGAAGUCCCAGACGCUGCGCCGCAGACCCAGGAUCUGUGGGCCGAGAUACGGUGAGAUUAAGGAGACGGAGAUGUACUGGGGGAAGCGCUGCGUGGACAAGUUCGAGAUCAUCGGCAUAACGGGAGAGGGGACGUACGGUCAGGUGUACAAGGCUAAAGACAAAGACACCGGUGAGAUGGUGGCGCUGAAGAAAGUCCGACUGGACAACGAGAAAGAGGGCUUCCCGAUCACCGCCAUCAGGGAGAUCAAGAUCCUGCGACAGCUCAACCACAAGAGCAUCAUCAACAUGAAGGAGAUCGUCACCGACAAGGAGGACGCGCUGGACUUCAAGAACGAUAAAGGGGCUUUUUAUCUGGUGUUUGAGUACAUGGACCAUGACCUGAUGGGCCUGCUGGAGUCCGGUCUGGUCCACUUCAACGAGAACCACAUAAAGUCGUUCAUGCGGCAGCUGCUGGAGGGCCUGGACUACUGCCACAAGAAGAACUUCCUGCACAGAGACAUCAAGUGCUCCAACAUCCUGCUCAAUAACAAAGGUCAAAUAAAGCUCGCCGACUUCGGACUCGCUCGGCUGUACAACUCUGAAGAGAGUCGGCCGUACACCAACAAGGUGAUCACGCUGUGGUACCGACCCCCGGAGCUGCUCCUGGGGGAGGAGAGGUACACGCCGGCUAUAGACGUGUGGAGCUGUGGCUGCAUUCUUGGCGAGCUCUUCACAAAGAAACCAAUCUUUCAGGCUAACCAGGAGCUGGCCCAGCUAGAACUCAUCAGCCGGAUCUGCGGCAGCCCCUGCCCCGCCGUGUGGCCCGACGUCAUAAAGCUGCCCUUCUUCAACACCAUGAAACCAAAGAAGCAGUACCGGAGGCGCCUCAGGGAGGAGUUCGCUUUCAUCCCGCCGUCCGCCCUGGACCUCUUCGACCACAUGCUGAACCUGGACCCCAGCAAGCGCUGCACGGCCGAGCAGGCGCUGGGCAGCGAGUUCCUGAAGGACGUGGACCCGGACAAGAUGCCGCCCCCAGACCUCCCCCUCUGGCAGGACUGCCACGAGCUGUGGAGCAAGAAGCGCCGCCGGCAGAAGCAGAUGCCCGAGGAGCUGGUGGCCCCCAAGGCCCCCCGCAAGGAGCUGGGCCUGGACGACAGCCGCAGCAACACCCCGCAGGGCUUCUCGGCCCCGGGAGCCGCCAAGGCCCCCAACGCUGCCGCCUCUGCGCUGCUCGAACCGAAGGGUCCAAACUCUCAGUUUACCCAGGAGCAGCUGGCGGUCCUCUUGAACUUACUGGGCCAGCCCAAGGGCACAAUCAACCCGGCCCAGUUUGUUCAGUCCAUGAGCACAAAGGUGAACCAGGAGACGCUGCAGCAGCUGACUAAAGCCUUGGCUCCCCCUGACCCGUCUGAGCCCGCUCCCCAGCCGGCGCCCGCCAAGCCUCCCCAGCCUCCCGUCCCGGCGGGAGUACCGCGCACGCCACCCAUGCCCAAGCCCCCUUCGCCCCCCAUGUCUGCGCCGCCGGGCAACCCAGAGGGCGAAGCCGCGGCCGCCACGCAGACGGCCGUGACCAUGCUGCUGGCUCAGCUGCUCCAGGCCCAGCAGCCUCAGAGGCAGGAAGCGUCGGAUCCCGGAGAGGCAGGAGAAGGUGCCAACCCCGCCGGGGCCGCUGCCCCACCCCCAGCUCUUCCACCUCCGGAGGUCAAACAGCCCCCAGAGCCCAGUCCGGUUUCUCCAGUGUCUGAGGUUGGCAGCGUGUCCAUCCUGCCCCCGGAUCAGCGGCCCCCCGAGCCUCCAGAGCCGCCUCCGCACGCCGACCUGGACUACCGGCAGCCGCCGCCCGAGCCCAAGCUGGGCCACGCUCCCCCCAUCGCCUCUGCGAGCGGAGGCGACGGGGGCCGGCCCCCGGAGCCCGACUACCCGCCUCUACCUUCGGCAGAGGGCUCGGCGUACGGCCAUCCUCCGCCCCUUCCGCCGUUCACCCCGGCAGGCUUCGGGGAAAACUACAUGGGUCACAUGCUGGGGGGCGGCCUGCCGCCUCACGCCCUGAGGGAAGUCUUCAGCGGCUCCGGACAGGCCGCCGCUUCCUCCAACAGCGCCGGGGUUCUGCCACCGGCCCACCCAGACCAGUACCCACCGGGGGCAGCGGCCGCCGCAGCCUCCGGACCCGGCAGCAUGCUGUUCAGUGGGGACAAGGACCACAGAUUCGAGUACAAUCACAGCCCUUUACCUGUGGAGGGGCAGCCCAACCCCAGCGCCAUGCACCUGUACAACCACGCCAUGGCUAGGAAGGACGGCGUUCCUCCUCUGCCUCCACCGGGACAACCCUGGGGGUCCCCGUCCCAAGUCGGGGCUCCGCCUCUCCCCCUGGGAUUCGUCCCACAUGUGAAUUCUGCGGCAACAAUCAGAGGACGAGGGCUGCCUUUCUGACGGCCCGGAAAGUCGACACGCAGCAAAGGAGCAGCCGGCGGCGGGGCUGGAGCCGCCGGUUUAGACCUUAGCAGACGGAUCUGGGUCUGGAGACGCUCGUCCAGGUCCGCUAACCGAAGUCUGUGUAAAGCGUCGCAUCUCUCCUACAUCUGGAACAUGUUGCAGGCGGACGGAUUGAAUAACACCUGGAGCUUUUGUCGCUCGUACUGUUUUCAUAUUUUUUUGUAAUCUAUUCUGCUGUCUUUUAAAUUAAACUUUUACCUUUU
Molecule: messenger RNA, 5463 nt
Organism: Fundulus heteroclitus (mummichog)
Lineage: Eukaryota; Metazoa; Chordata; Actinopteri; Cyprinodontiformes; Fundulidae
Gene: cdk13
Product: cyclin-dependent kinase 13
Exons: 14
Coding region: 944-5197 (1417 amino acids)
Biological process (GO): transcription elongation by RNA polymerase II; protein phosphorylation; positive regulation of transcription elongation by RNA polymerase II
Cellular component (GO): cyclin/CDK positive transcription elongation factor complex; nucleus
Molecular function (GO): cyclin binding; cyclin-dependent protein serine/threonine kinase activity; ATP binding
Source: RefSeq, a predicted model, not a curated record